Symbiodinium necroappetens is the source of this 1482-nucleotide messenger RNA. The record is from the annotation of a GenBank genome assembly. Lineage: Eukaryota; Dinophyceae; Suessiales; Symbiodiniaceae.
AUGAGUGCAGAUGUGGUUGAAAUACUCUCGCCCAGUGCAGUCGUGCGAGUCUCGAGCCCGACCCAGCUGCCCAUCGAGAGGAGGAGGCUCCAGCUCUCCCCGAGCAGAGCGCGGGACCUCGAGGUGACCGUCAGUCCGGGGCUUCGAUUGGGAAGAGCCCAACUGGAGAUCGGCUCACUCACUGAGGACAUCGACCACAUGCGCUCAGAGCUCAAGUUUCUGCAGCGCGACCUCUCGAAGGCCCCGCCGCCGCCACUGGGAGCGAGUGUGAAGACGAUCUCCACGAUGGACACCGCAAGGCUGUUGGACUCCUGCAUCAGCGACAAGGUGGACGCCAUGAAGCUGGACCUGGACACGGAGCGGCGGCAGCGAUUGGCCAGGGAGGAGGAUGCCCGAGCCAGGCUCCAGAACGUUCAGCAGAGCUCCGAUGCCCAUGCCGCCCACCAGUUCCACACGGACGGCCGAGUCCGGAAGAUGGAGGAGGCCAUGGCGGCUCUGGAGAACCGCCUGGAGAUGCUCUUUCAGGACCUCGACCAAGGCAUGAAAAAGCGAAAGGAAGGGGAGGAUGCACUUUGGCUGGCCCUGCAGGAGGUCCGAGAAAGUCUGGGGAAGGAAGCACAGCAGCGCGCCGCCCGGGACGAGGAGCUGUCGCGAGAGGAUGCCGGUCUCGCGCAGCUUUUGGAGCAGGAGCGCUCGGAACGAAGGAAGGCGGAGGACGUCGUGGGCAGGGACCGCAAAGCGGAGCUCCUUCGUGUCGCCUCCGUGGAGGCCCAGGUGGCACAGGCAGCGGAGACCCUGGACUUCAAGUUCCACUCCUUGAAGGAACUCCUGGAUGGUGAGAAGACCGCUCGAAGCGGCAUGAGCGUCAAGCUCGAGCACGAUCUGGCAGAUCUGGGAGUGGCUGUGCGCGGUGAGAAGGACGCAAUGGAGAGGAGGUUAGCAGCUUUCCAGCAAGCUUGUGACAAGGACGUGGAGGAAAAGCUGCGGGGCCACCGGCAGGGUAUGGAUACCCUCAUUGACCGCAAGCUCUCUGAGUUGAAGGAGUCGGUGGAGCAGGGCUUCACCCUCGCAAAGCAGAAUCGGGAAUCGAUCCAGUUCGCCAUGGAGCGAGAGCGCGAGUCACGGAAAGCUCAAAGCGAGACGCUCCUGGCGAGCUUGGAGGCGCGCUUGGAGCCCGUGCUUUCCCGUCUUGGCCAAGCAGAGCGGCAGGCAGAGGCCCUCAGCUCGAAAGCCGAGAGAACUUUGCAGGAGCACCAGAGGCUUCAGGCCAGCGUGGAGGAGCGCGCGGAAGCUGAGCGACGAGAUCUCCAAACUUGGAGAGUUGAGCUGGAUGUCUUGAAGAAGAAGAGCCUGGAGGCUGAGGAGUUUCAGAAAGAGCUCAAGAAAGUCAAGGACGCUCUGGAGCUGUUCCCCAGCGACUUGGGCGGAGGCUUCAAGAAGCUGGAAAAGAGGUGCGGGAGCCUGGAGACCGAGCUGCAUCAG